This is a messenger RNA of Colletotrichum chrysophilum, 1140 nucleotides long. RefSeq lists its product as uncharacterized. The transcript has a single exon. NCBI's taxonomy places the organism in Eukaryota, Fungi, Ascomycota, Sordariomycetes, Glomerellales, Glomerellaceae. The coding region runs from base 1 to 1140 and encodes 379 amino acids. The record is from RefSeq and is a predicted model, not a curated record.
AUGUCAUCCACAACUCAGACAAAAGCCCUCAUCCUCUCCUUCGUCAGCUCCUCCCUUUCCCUCACCCACACAACCGUCCCCGUCCCCUCCCCCCUCCCAGGCCAAACCACAGUCUCCGUCCUAGCCUCCGCCAUCAGCCCAACCGCCUCGUCCUACCUCACCGGCGCCCUCACAGCCCUCUCGUUCCCGACCCCCUUCGUCCCCGGCCACGCCGCCAUCGCCCGCGUCCUCCACCCGUCUCCAGACUCCGUCUCCCUCCAGCCGGGCCAGCUCGUCCUCGUCGACUCCUACGUCGCAGCCCGCGACGACCCGGACGUGCACAUCCUCCUCGGGCUCCACGACGGCGCAACUCCGCAGCACAAGAAGCUCUUCCGCGACGUCUGGCCCCACGGCCUGUGGAAGGCCGCCGCGAGCGUGCCCGUCGAGAACUGCCACCCCCUCGACGAGGACCGCCUCUCCGCGCUGGGAUACUCCUACGCGCAGCUGCUCUACCUGAACAGGCUCGCGGUGGCCUACGGCGGCGUCAGCGCAGUCGGGCUCAAAGCCGGACAGACGCUCGUCGUCGCGCCGGCGACGGGGCAGUACUCCGGCGCGGCAGUCGAGCUCGCGUCCGCCAUCGGCGCGAAUGUCAUCGCCGUCGGACGCAACCCAGACACCCUCCGGAAGCUGUCCCACCUCCCGCGCGUCAAGACACUCAUCCUCCCCUCAGACUCGGCCUCCUUCGAAGAGACCCUGACGUCCUCCCUCCGAGCCCUGGCCCCAAGGAAAGGAGCAGACGCGUACAUCGACCUCUCGCCGCCCACGCUCGCGGACCCGGGCAGGCAGAUCAGGGCGUGCAUCGCGGCCCUCCGCGACGGCGGCAGGGCGGCGCUCAUGGGCGGCGUGGCGGGCGACGUCGGCAUCUCCCACCCGAGCAUCAUGUUCAGGAAUAUUACUGUCAAGGGGCAGUACAUGUACACGCGGGAGCAGGUCGGCGAGGUGAUCCGGCUCGUCGAGAGCGGCGUCGUGAAGCUCGGGGACGCGGUCGGCCACGAGAAGCUUGUCGCGUUCGGGCUCGCUGAUUGGGACACGGCGCUGAGGGAAGCGUCGGAUAGGGGAAGUUGGGGCCAGGCUGUCGUGUUUGUGCCGGAGCAAGAGUAG